This is a messenger RNA of Acanthisitta chloris (rifleman), 3363 nucleotides long. RefSeq names its product protein phosphatase 1, regulatory subunit 9A (gene PPP1R9A). Gene Ontology annotation, molecular function: actin filament binding. Lineage: Eukaryota; Metazoa; Chordata; Aves; Passeriformes; Acanthisittidae. The record is from RefSeq and is a predicted model, not a curated record. Bases 1 to 3363 code for a protein of 1120 amino acids. Gene Ontology annotation, cellular component: actin cytoskeleton; dendrite; postsynaptic density. The transcript has 15 exons. Gene Ontology annotation, biological process: neuron projection development; calcium-mediated signaling; actin filament organization.
AUGAUGAAAACAGAGUCUUCAGGAGAAAGAUCAACCCUCCGAAGUGCCUCUCCUCACAGAAAUGCUUACAGAACUGAGUUCCAGGCGCUGAAAAGCACCUUUGACAAACCGAAAUCAGAUGGAGACCAAAAAGCGAAAGAGGAAGGAGAGGCCUCGCAGAGCAGGGGAAGGAAAUAUGGCUCAAAUGUCAAUAGGAUUAAGAACUUAUUUAUGCAGAUGGGCAUGGAGCCCACUGAAAGUGGUGGAGUUCCCCCUAAAACCAGGGGGAAGGGUGGCCCUCCGUCUCCUCAAAGGCGAAUUAGGCCCAAACAAUUUGUAGAAAAAGCGGAUGGUUCGAUUGUAAAAUUGGAAUCGUCCGUCUCAGAAAGGAUUAGUAGGUUUGAUACCAUCCACGAUGGCCGUUCCUAUUCCAAGUUUACUGAAACUCGGAAGAUGUUUGAGCGAAACGCUCACGAAAUGGGACAUUCACAUCGCUACUCCCCAAAGAAAGAGAAAGUUGCUUCCAAUGAGCUUCCGGACGAAUGGUGCAGCUCUAAGUCUCACAGAGGCAGCACUGAUUCACUGGACAGUCUUAGCCCACGGACAGAGACUGUCUCUCCAACUGUGAGUCAGCUCAGUGCAGUUUUUGAAAACACUGACUCACACAACGUAAUCCCUGUAGAAAAGUCGGAAAACAACGAAGAGUACUCGGUAACUGGCCACUAUCCACUAAAUCUCUCCUCUGCUGUCACCAGUAUCUCCUCCCCAGUUGCAAACCUUGAGGGUUUCAGCCCUUUGAAAGAGACCAGCACAUGGUCUCCCCCAGCCAAACAGAGUACUGGCGUGUUGUCUGUUGAGAACUCUCAACAGACUAGCGUGCCUUCGGCGCUGAGACAGAAGGUGUCCACGGGCACUUCUGCAAGUUCAAAAACAGCUGAAGAAAUAAAGAAGAGCACACGUGCUGAUUCUGUUGAGAGCUCUGCAGCAGGUAAACAGGAUUUGGUCAGUGUGCUUGACAGCGAAAGAUCUGUGGACACCUGUGCUAGGAGUAAGUCAAAAACAGAGCCAGGAGUUUUGUUGCAACAAAAGGAACGGUCAGAACGUACGGAAGGUGUCUUAGAUCGGCCUGAAGCUGCAGAAUUAACAAGAAAUGUAGCUUCAGGUGGUGAUUUUGCCACAGAUGCUGUUUCAGAUGUUACUGAGUCCCAUUAUGAUGAGGCAAGUGAAAAGGAUGUGCAUGAAGAUGUGAAUAAUUUUCAGAGUUCCCAUGUGUACAUGCACUCUGACUACAAUGUGUAUCGGGUACGAUCCAGAUAUAAUUCUGACUGGGGGGAGACAGGUACAGAACAGGAUGAUCUGGAUGACAGUGAUGAAAAUAACUGUUAUGAACCUGAUAUGGAAUAUUCUGAAAUUAACGGAUUGCCAGAUGAAGACGAAAUCCCAGCCAACAGAAAAAUACAGUUUAGCCGGGCUCCAAUUAAGGUUUUCAAUACAUAUUCUAAUGAAGACUAUGACAGGAGAAAUGAUGAAGUUGACCCUGUGGCCGCAUCAGCUGAGUAUGAACUCGAAAAGCGUGUGGAAAAGCUGGAGCUCUUCCCAGUUGAACUAGAAAAAGAUGAAGAUGGACUUGGCAUAAGCAUUAUUGGAAUGGGAGUUGGAGCAGAUGCAGGCCUUGAAAAACUGGGAAUAUUUGUCAAAACAGUAACAGAAGGUGGGACAGCAGAAAGAGAUGGCAGGAUCCAAGUGAAUGACCAAAUUGUGGAAGUUGAUGGCAUCAGUCUGGUUGGUGUUACGCAAAAUUUUGCUGCAACUGUUCUUAGAAACACCAAAGAGAAAGUCAGGUUUGUAAUUGGACGGGAAAAACCAGGACAAGUGAGUGAGGUUGCGCAGCUGAUUAGCCAAACUCUAGAACAAGAACGCCGCCAGAGAGAGCUGCUGGAGCAGCAUUAUGCACAGUAUGAUGCAGAUGAUGAUGAGACAGGGGAAUAUGCUACAGAUGAAGAAGAUGAAGACAUGGGACCUGUCCUUCCAGGAGGUGACAUGGCCAUUGAAGUCUUUGAUCUCCCUGAAAAUGAUGACAUGUUCUCCCCCAGUGAUGUGGACACCAGCAAACUUGCUCACAAAUUCAAAGAGUUGCAAAUCAAACACGCAGUUACAGAAGCUGAAAUUCAGAAGCUGAAGACGAAGCUGCAGGCUGCUGAGAAUGAGAAGGUGAGGUGGGAAUUGGAGAAGACCCAACUCCAGCAGAACAUUGAGGAGAAUAAGGAAAGGAUGAUGAAAUUAGAGAGUUAUUGGAUUGAGGCACAAACCCUGUGUCACACGGUGAAUGAGCACCUCAAGGAGACGCAAAACCAGUAUCAGGCUCUGGAGAAGAAGUAUAACAAGGCAAAGAAAUUAAUCAAGGAUUUUCAGCAAAAAGAACUUGACUUCAUCAAACGUCAGGAAGCUGAAAGAAAGAAAAUAGAAGAUUUGGAAAAAGCACACCUUGUAGAGGUUCAAGGCUUACAAGCUCGUAUACAAGAUUUGGAAGCAGAAGUUUUCAGGCUAAUGAAGCAAAAUGGGAGCCAGGUUAACAAUAACAACAACAUUUUUGAAAGGCAGACAUCUUUUGGAGAAGUUUCUAGAGGAGAUCCAGUGGAAAAUCUAGAUACUAAGCAAGUGACCUGCCUGGAUGGCUUAAGUCAAGAUUUCAAUGAAGCAGUGCCAGAAACGGAGAGACUGGACUCCAAAGCUCUGAAGACUCGAGCUCAGCUCUCAGUGAAGAACAAGCGGCAGAGACCUUCCAGAACAAGGCUGUAUGAUAGCAUCAGUUCAACUGAUGGAGAGGACAGCCUUGAACGAAAGAAUUUUACAUUCAAUGAUGAUUUCAGUCCCAGCAGCACAAGUUCAGCUGAUUUGAGUGGUUUAGGAGCAGAACCUAAAACCCCAGGCUUCUCACACUCCUUAGCACUGUCAUCAGACGAGAGCCUGGAUAUGAUUGAUGAUGAGAUCCUUGAUGAUGGGCAGUCUCCUAAGCACAGUCAGUAUCAGAGUCGUGCUGUUCAUGAGUGGAGUGUGCAGCAGGUUUCCCACUGGCUGAUGAGCCUGAACCUUGAACAGUAUGUGUCUGAAUUCAGUGCCCAGAACAUUAAUGGGGAGCAUCUCCUUCAGCUGGAUGGGAGUAAGCUCAAGGCUCUUGGUAUGACAUCUUCCCAGGACAGAGCAAUCAUUAAAAAAAAGCUAAAGGAAAUGAAAGCAUCCUUGGAGAAGGCUCGCAAAGCUCAAGAGAAAAUGGAAAAGCAAAGGGAAAAGCUUCGGAAGAAGGAACAAGAGCAACUGCAGAGGAGAUCGAAGAAAACAGACAAGUGUUCAUCAGAUGCAACAGAGGGCACUAAUGAGCAGUGA